This is a messenger RNA of Tarenaya hassleriana, 813 nucleotides long. RefSeq lists its product as uncharacterized. The record is from RefSeq and is a predicted model, not a curated record. NCBI's taxonomy places the organism in Eukaryota, Viridiplantae, Streptophyta, Magnoliopsida, Brassicales, Cleomaceae. The transcript has a single exon. Bases 1 to 813 code for a protein of 270 amino acids.
AUGAGUUUCCGGGGUAGGCCCAAUGAGGAUCCAAAUGCUCACCUUACCAACUUCAAGAUGAAUUGUAAGGCGAUAAAGAAAGGGCCGGGAAUCACCACGGAAGAUGUGCUCCUUGAGACUUUUCCAUACUCACUCAUGGAGAGAGCAAGAGAUUGGCUCUACACUCUUGAGCCAAACUCCAUUUCAUCUUGGGACGAGAUGGAGGAGCAGUUCCUUAUGCAAUACUAUUCACCCACCAAAACUCAACACGCAAGGAAUCAGAUCAAUGCUUCUAUACAAGAGGAUGGGGAGAAUCUUCAUGAUGCAUGGGAACGAUUUAAAGAAUACCAAAGGAUGUGCCCUCACCAUGGAAUGGAACGAGAUUACCUCCUAUCUAUCUUCAUUCAUGGAUUAAAAGAUGACACUCGAUCAUGGAUCGAUGCGACAUGUGGGGGUGACAUCUAUGACAUCCCUUUUCAAGAGCUAGAAGCAACAAUUGCAAAGUUGGCCAAAGGACGAGGCCAUACAUCAAAUGAGUUCAGUAGGAGGGGCUCAACAAAGGGAGAUGCGGGAGAAGGAGCAGCACUCAAGGCAGUGUUAUCUGAACUUGCUGAGAUACAGAUACAACUUGCAAACAGUAAGCAAGUAGCAGCUAUCGAGGAGCCAAGUUCAGCACAAAUCCAACCGGGGAUGUAUUUGGUCAAUCAAGAAGCGGAGGAGGCCAAUUAUAUUGGUCCAAACCAAUACAACCACCCUUCCAACCUAUACCAUCCUGGGUUAAGGAACCACCCAAACUUCUCCUACAAGAACCAAACAAAUGCAAUGAACCCAUAA